GUUUAUGUCGUUACUAGGCAGCGAUAACGGAGUUCGUUUGCUAAGAAAUACAAGAGAAGAUAUUUCUCUGCUAAGGUUGUGCACUGAAGUAAACACCGCAGCAAAGUCCAAGUUUUAUUCCAAACUAAUAGUUAUAGUUAAGGGAAGGAACUAUUAUCGCCACCCUGGCUACCUCGAGCGACAUCCGAGGGAAAAUACGACAGACACGCCGUGCUUUUCAAGAAACUCUUGGAAAAAGCAGAGAUGACGACGACGUUCAGGCUCUGGUUCCGUCUACCAAGUUGAGUGAGGAGAAGCACCAUGCUGCCAUGAAGGAACCCAGUGGCAGUGAAGACCCAGCAGAGACUCUGAAGCGCACAUUCAGGGCCGAGAGACAGCGGCGGAAGAAAAGGCUACUGGGGCAUACUUCAGACCAGGAAUCCCAGGAUGACGGUGUGGAGGAGAUCUCCACCGUUCAGCCCCACACUGCCGACGGGGGAUUUGCUGGAAAGUCGGAGGAUUCAGUGGUUUUGCCAAGAACUCCGGCUCGUUCUGACAGAGGUGUCUCCUCAAGGACUCAUAGCAGUGCCAGCUCUCAGCAGUUGGAUGACUUUUUGACGCAACGCUUACAGGAGAAGCUGAAAGCAACCAGGCCUAAAGGUGUGAGCCGUGAGCAGCAGGAAGCGUCGCCUGAGCCAGUCAGUCGCCUCCAGAGCCUCAGAGACAGAGACACUGUUACAAGGUUUGACAGAGAGGUUGAUCCAGACAGAGCAGGAAGACACGAUGCCCCCUCUGCACUCAGCGCCAGGGUCAAGUUCCGAGAAGCUGCUAGACGAGCAGGGAAAGGUUUACCGACUACGGAGGAGGCAUACAAUUUCUUCACAUUCAGCUUUGAGCCGGAUCCCGUAGAUGAGCCUGAGAGGAUUCGCAGGAAAAAACAAAAGCAGAGCAAAAAAGCUGAGGAGGACGGAGAUGAAGAUGGAGGAGGAGAAGCUGAAGAGCACGAAGGUGAUGAAGUGGAUGAAGAGAUUCAGGAGGAAAGAAGCCAGAGUGAAGAAGCUCCUCUUGUACAAAACGAAGAAGAGGAUUUAUUCAUCAUUCACCAAACUCCCCAGGAUUUCUUAGAAGUGAGGAAAGCAGAAUAUAUUGGCUACAGAAAACUUGUCCAAAGGGAAAGUGAGCUCCUGUUUACGCCAAGCUUUCGAACAGUUCCCACCUCUGUUAAACUGCCUGAAAACAUGAAGCCUCGUUAUCUGGAGGAUGAGGGUCUCUAUGUAGGGGAGAGGCCCCCUGUAUCACUGACCAAUGAGAACAUUCUGGAGAAUCGCAUUCUGAAAAUGGAGGAGGGGAAGAAGUGGUUUGGAGAUGAUGGCAGGAUCAUGGCUCUGCCUGACCCCAUAAAGGAAUCAUCCACCAGGCCCCCUCUCUUCCACAUGGAGGAAGACCUGGACCCUGCACUCCAAUCUGUGUACAGGAAGGCCGUGAAGUCCAAGUAUGCGAAUCUGUACAUUUCUGGAGCAGCAGACCCUGAGGGCGACUACCAGCUCGACGUCGAUGUCUCUGGGCUGAUCUUCUCUCAUCACCCCCUCUUCAGCCGCGAACACGUCCUCGCGUCCCGUCUGGCCCAGCUGUACGAUCAGUACCUCACCAGGCAACACAAUAACCUCACAGGACACCUCACCGACAAGUUAAAUGGGUUGAGGAGUGCGUUGCGGAACAUGCUGGAGAUCCACGGUGGGCAGAGCCUCAGUCAGGCCAUGCAGCAGAGGAUUUCUGAGUACAGCCUGGAGGUUAGGAACACUCGACAGCUGCGAGACAACGAGCAAGAAAAAGACAGGACUCUGCUGAAGAACAUAGUUAAAGUGUGGAAGGAUAUGAAGGCCCUCCGAGAGUUUCAGAAGUUUACCAACACACCCUACAAGCUGUUCCUCAGGAGAGAGAACGUGGAUCGGGCGUCUGAUGAGCGGGAGUAUGAAGCUGAAAUCUUGGCAGAGGUUGUGGAAUUAGAGGUAGAGAAUGAUGAGGACUACCAGAAGAAGUUAACGGAGUACCAGAAACAGCUGGAGGAAUGGAAGCUCUGGAGAAGGAAACAGAAAGCCAAAAAGAAGAAGAAAAAAAAGAAGAAAAGCCUGGCGCAGGACGACACGGAGGAAGACGAUGAAGAUCAGGAAGCAAGUGAAUCGGAGGCGGCGGCCGAAGAAGGCCCCUCGAAGCCGGAGCCUCCUGAGAGGCCGGACUUUGACUCCAUAGAGCAGUGGGUCAGGGAGAAAGCCUUCAGGAUACGCAGGAAACCUGGCGAGGCCAUUCUCAUCCCCGAGCUGUCAGCGUCUGGAAACAUCACCGCCACCGAACUCUGCCCCAGGGCUGAAGUAGCUCGAAGAGAAGAUGUUGCGAGGCGCUCUCUUUUCGUCAAGAUCCUAUACAACGACAAAGAAGUUUCCAGAACCGACAGCCGUUCCCUCAACAGUGACUUCAGGGCGCACUUUGGUCAGAUUUUCAAUCUUAAGAUAGUCAAUUGCCCCCAAAGCAUUAAUUUACAGGUGUUUGAGGAGAUUGGAUUGUCGUGCUCAGUUUUGGCUCAAGUGUUUGUCCCAGUGCCCGAGCCCUCAGUCUUGACAGGAAACGUCCCCGUCGAAGAAUUUGAGUUCAGCAGCAACCAGAGAGUGAUGUUUGACCACGAGGGAGUUGGAAGUGAUGUCCCGCUCUCCUUUGAGGCUGAUGGCAGUAACAAACAGAUCCUGCUGACCUCUGGGAAGCUGUCGUGUUGUGUUUCCUGGGGAAUCGGAGAGGAUGACGUACCGCUCGCACCUCCUGUUACUCAACAGCCAGGUGGCAUACACGGUGGUUUGGGUCGUCUUGAUGCUGUCACAUUCAUCGGAGCCUCUGGACUGUAUGACAUGAAAAAAAUUGGCGAGUGGGCCACACAGUCACGGCUGGACCCUAAUGAUCCUAAGAAUGCCUCCAUCAUGCAGCUGCUGAAGGUAGCCAGCAGCGGAGAGGUGACGGCUCCAGAUUACUUCCGCCUAGAACAUCUGCAGGAGGAGUUUAACUUCGUGACCGACGAAGAGUUGGAGCAGUCAAAAAGGUUUCGCCUGCUCAGGCUCAGGAACCAGGAAGUUGCAGAGUUUCGCAACUAUAAAUUUGUUCCUGCUCUAGAGAGGGAGGUCACCGAUAAAGUCUUCCAGGAAUAUGAAAAAAGGUUGAAGGAGGGAGAGAUAAUUGACACCAGAGAACAUUUGGAUUCACACAGAGCUUUAGUUGCCAAAUACCUACAGAAGAUCAGAGAAUCAGUCAUCAACAGAUUCCUUCUUGCAAAACAUCACUACCUCCUGUCUGACUUGGUGGUAGAGGAGGAGAUACCAAGCAUUGGAUUACCUGAACUCCCAGCUCCAGUUGUUAAGGGAAGGUUAGAUAACUCGGAUUACCUUGAAUUGUGGGCUCAGCAGCCAAAGCGACUCAUCACAAACAGUGACAGGGUCCGCAUUAUUCACACGGCGAUGAUUCUGGGGAUAAACCUCUUUAAACUGGCUGAGCCCAAGCGGCCGCUGAAGCCUCGGAGGAAAGAAAGGAAGAAGGUGACAGCUCAGAAUCUGUCCGAUGGAGACAUCAAACUGCUCAUCAACAUCCUCCGGGCCUAUGACAUCCCCAUCCGCAGGCCGCAGACCAAUAAACCAGGACAGACUUCUCAGACUGCCAUCCAGGGCAACGAUUGGUUCCUGAGUCAGAUACAAGUGAGGCCAUUUGUGGAGGUUUCCUUCCAGCGCACAGUCCUUCAAACAACCACAGCUGAUGGACCAAACCCAUGUUGGAACGAGGAGCUGCAGCUGCCAUUUAGUGCCCCAAACGGAGACUACAGCACCGCCAGCUUGCAGUCAGUUAAAGAUGAAGUCUUCAUAAACAUAUUUGAUGAAGUGGUGUAUGAAACUGGAGUGAAUGAUAAAGACCGGGGGAAGUUCACACAGACCUGGGUGGAGAAGCACUGGCUGGGCUCAGUCAAGAUUCCUUUCAGUACAAUUUAUUCUCAGUCCAGGAUUGAUGGGACGUUCAAAGUGAACACGCCGGCCGUGCUGCUGGGGUACAGCAGGGAGCGGAGCCACGGCGCUAAUGGUGGUUAUGAUGUUUUGCGGAGCCUGAGCGAGGGAACAUUUAUCACACUGUUCAUCACUAUGGAACCGCAGCUGGUGCCUGGAGAGUCUAUUAGGGAGAAGUUAAAGGAAAUUAAGUUUGACAGCCAAGAAGAUGAGCGUUUGCUGCAGGCUUCAUCCAGAUUUGAGAGGGAGGCAGCACUGGGCCACCCGGACCGACCCUGCCUCACCACAGUCAUAGACCUCAGCGGGAAGACGGUCUUCAUCACGCGUUAUAUUCGACCGCUCAAGCCCCCGAAGGAGCUCCUGGAGGCGUUUCCCAAUUCCCCCCAGGAAACUGCGACCCUGGUUGCCAGGUUUGUCUCGCUCAUCCCUUCUCUGCCAGACAGAGUUUCGUUUUCUGGCGCCUGUGACCUGUGGAGCACCUGCGACCAAUUCCUCACCCUCCUAGCGGGAGAUGAAGAAGAACAUGCUGUAUUGUUGUGCAACUACUUCCUGUCUAUGGAGAAGAAAGCCUGGCUUAUACUUGGCACAGCCAUACCAGAGGGAUCCACAGCGUACGUCCUAACCUACGAGCAGAGCCGCUACCUCAUCUGGAACCCCAGCAGCGGUCAGUACUACGGCCAGUACGACACCUUCUGCCCGCUGCAGACGGUUGGCUGCUUGGUCAACGCUGACAACGUUUGGUUCAACAUUCAGGAAUAUACUUCACCGAUGAGAAUAAGCUUUGACAUCUCAAACGCCAGCUUGUGGAAACCGUUCUUCUCCCGAUCCUUCUCCCACCCUGGGCUGUCCAGUGUGCAGCCAGAGGAGCUGGUGUACCGGCGCACGGACAAAGCAUCUGCAGCCGAGCUUCAGCACAGAAUCGAGAAGAUUCUGAAGGAGAAGAUUAUGGAAUGGCGCCCACGGCAACCGACCCGCUGGAACCGCUACUGCACCAGCACCCUGAAACAGUUCCUGCCCAAACUGGAGCUGAGCAGAGGACAGGACGUGACUGAGGGACACCGACAUGAGUUGCAGAGCCUGCUGGGAGACAACAAGAUUUCAGGAUUCCCCCUGCAUAUGCCGUUCUCUGAGAUCCGGCCCAUCAUAGAGGCUGUGUACAGCACUGGAGUUCACAGCGUUCAGGCGUCAAAUGUGGAGUUUGCUCUGGCCGUGUAUGUGCACCCGUACCCCAACAACGUCCUGUCUGUGUGGGUGUACCUCGCCUCACUGAUGCGCACGUGAUGCAAGAAACGCUCACCUCAUAGUAUUAAUGUGUACAUAAGAGCUUUAGUUUUAUCACUACUUUGUGUAAUUAAUGUACAUAACACUUUUUGGAAAACAUGUUGUGUGCACAGAAACCACCUGUAUCACAACCUGUAUCAGAGCAAUAGCAAUUAAGUUUUUUCUUUUUUUUAAAUCUACAUUUACAUACAUGGGCACAAUAGAAAUUGAUUGGAACAUUGUACAGCAGCCUGAUAAAGCCAUACACCAUGAAACAAAUAACCUUAAAAUCACAUUUUUAAAUAAAAAAGUCUGAGAGUCUCAACAAAAA
Molecule: messenger RNA, 5601 nt
Organism: Mugil cephalus (flathead mullet)
Lineage: Eukaryota; Metazoa; Chordata; Actinopteri; Mugiliformes; Mugilidae
Gene: cc2d2a
Product: coiled-coil and C2 domain containing 2A
Exons: 40
Coding region: 309-5291 (1660 amino acids)
Biological process (GO): non-motile cilium assembly; protein localization to ciliary transition zone
Cellular component (GO): ciliary transition zone
Source: RefSeq, a predicted model, not a curated record